AUGGGUGUCGUAGUGUGGUGCGGUGGUAGCGCUCCAACUUUUUGUGCUGGAGCUUCUGGUUACGGAUCUGCCAACCUUACGGAUGUUUGCACGGAACAUUUUCUAAAACAUCUUUCAAAGAUCGGGAGCCCUGUUAAGGUACUGGAGAUUGACGAGACACUCUUUACUAGGAGAAAGUACAACAGAAGUAGGGUCGUAGAGAAGCAGUGGUGUUUUUGGGGCAUUGAGCGAGGGACGAAUAAGUGUUUCGUCGUUUCAGUAGAGCGACAAGAUGCUGCUACCCUUCUGCCACUGAUCGAGCAGUAUGUUGUUUCAGGCACAACUAUAGAGGGUCAUAACUUGCGGUAUGGGACGGAAAGGGCAUUAUGGAAUUCGUAUAUUGACGAAUUUGUAUGGAAAAAAGUGUAUAGGGACAAUGUGCUCUACCACCUCUGGUCCCAAAUUGCUGAACACUAUCCACCGCCCUCAGGUUCCGUUCGAAAGUGCGGGCUUAUUCAUCGGCUCCUGAUCCGUCUGCCUUAUGACAGCCCAAUUGGCGCUAAUGCAGCUUUUCUUCCAGGUUUUCCGACCUGA
This is a messenger RNA of Enterobius vermicularis (human pinworm), 573 nucleotides long. Lineage: Eukaryota; Metazoa; Nematoda; Chromadorea; Rhabditida; Oxyuridae. The record is from the annotation of a GenBank genome assembly.